Molecule: messenger RNA, 459 nt
Organism: Nyctereutes procyonoides (raccoon dog)
Lineage: Eukaryota; Metazoa; Chordata; Mammalia; Carnivora; Canidae
Product: chondroitin sulfate N-acetylgalactosaminyltransferase 2-like
Exons: 4
Coding region: 1-459 (152 amino acids)
Cellular component (GO): Golgi cisterna membrane
Molecular function (GO): glucuronosyl-N-acetylgalactosaminyl-proteoglycan 4-beta-N-acetylgalactosaminyltransferase activity
Source: RefSeq, a predicted model, not a curated record
AUGACCAAGAGACGUCCAAGGGCAAGUGUCCAGUUGCCACAUGGACUUGUGAACCUGGCAGCCUGUGAGGGGCUGGAGGCUGGAGAUGUUCACAAAAAGGAUUCUGGCUUUUGGCGAGAAUUUGGCUUUGGAAUGACUUGUCCGUAUCGAUCAGAUUUCCUGACCAUAGGUGGAUUUGACGUGGAAGUAAAAGGUUGGUGUGGAGAUGUUCAUCUUUAUCGAAAAUACUUACAUGGUGACCUGAUUGUGAUUCGGACUCCAGUUCCUGGUCUUUUCCACCUCUGGCAUGAGAAACGCUGUGCUGAUGAGUUGACUCCUGAACAGUACCGUGUGUGCAUCCAGUCCAAAGCCAUGAAUGAGGCCUCUCACUCGCACCUAGGAAUGCUGGUCUUCAGGGAGGAGACUGAGACGCAUCUUCACAAACAGGUAUACAGGACAAAGUGCGAAGCUGUUGGUUAA